UUAUUCCAACUCAACGUUCUGAAAGACGGAAGAGAAAAUUGGUUAGAUAUAUGGCUGAUGAUGAUAGCUGUGGGUGCAUGUACUUUGAUUAGGAGUAAAAAAUAUAUGUUUCCAACAAACUUCUUUUAGGCACCCCUUGUAACCAAAAAUAAAAAAUAAAAAAACUUGAUCGAAGCUGAAGCAGAUACCAAUUCAACGGACCAACAACCUAGCGUCCCCGGUGGACAUAAUUUAUUUAUUGUUUUUGGCUUUCUAUUUGUAUAAGCUCGACUUGAGGCAAGAGCAAAAGAGCAUAAAGCAAAAGAAGAGAUGGCUAUGAGAUUUGUUCAGAGCCGAGUGGUGGUGCCGACUCCGACUCGAGCCUGGUUGACUCGCACCCGUUUCUACGGUGACGGAAAGGGCAAGGUUCUCAGCGAGGAGGAACGCGCUGCUGAGAACGUCUACAUCAAGGUACGUACCCCAAUUCGCCUCCUUUGCUCGAUCUGUCUUGGAAUUAAUUUUAGGGUUUGUUUUUUUCUGAAGAAAAUGGAGAGGGAGAGGCUGGAGAAGCUGAAGCAGAAGGCUGCCAAAGAAAGCGCCGAGAACGAGAAAGUAAUUGCUGAUAAGAAGACUGACGGGACCCAUUAGUGGCUCAAACAGUGAUUUGCUCAACCUGAUAGCAUCAGAAGUAAUCCUGAUUACAGGAAUAUCAAUAUCGUGACUUUUAGCCAUGGGGUUUUUGCUGCUUCAAUUUUGUUGUUCUUUUGAUAUCUCCUAGACCGUAUGUUGCAGGAUACCUAAUAUGUUUGCUAUGACUGCUAUGUUUAUUUUCCUUGAUCGCGU
Fragaria vesca subsp. vesca is the source of this 822-nucleotide messenger RNA. RefSeq lists its product as uncharacterized. Bases 310 to 627 code for a protein of 105 amino acids. Gene Ontology annotation, biological process: negative regulation of ATP-dependent activity. Gene Ontology annotation, molecular function: ATPase inhibitor activity. The record is from RefSeq and is a predicted model, not a curated record. The transcript is spliced from 2 exons. Lineage: Eukaryota; Viridiplantae; Streptophyta; Magnoliopsida; Rosales; Rosaceae. Gene Ontology annotation, cellular component: mitochondrion.